Messenger RNA from Lutra lutra (Eurasian river otter), 9546 nucleotides. It is a transcript of the gene TRIM66, whose product is annotated as tripartite motif containing 66. The transcript has 22 exons. Gene Ontology annotation, molecular function: protein binding; zinc ion binding. The coding region runs from base 3064 to 6789 and encodes 1241 amino acids. The record is from RefSeq and is a predicted model, not a curated record. Lineage: Eukaryota; Metazoa; Chordata; Mammalia; Carnivora; Mustelidae.
CAGCUGAGUCCGGUUUGAGGUGGCGGCCGGAAUUCCUUGCGCGCGCAGACCUCGUUCCCUCAGGUUCUGAAGCUGAGAGCUGUCGCUGUAUUCGCGGCUUGGGGCGCUGUGUGGUGUACGUCGUCGCGGCGCUUUGGCUCUGGAACCCGCCUAAGCCACCGUAUCUCACUCAGCUCUUCCCCAAACGCCCCAACUCUGAGCCAUUCCUCGCGCCUCGCGUUCUUUGUGGUCUGCUAGGCUCUGGCGGUAGCGGUUGUUUGCUUGUUCUCUGGCCGCCGUGCGGAUUCGCGAGGCGCUGUUUGACCCUCAGUGUGCCCACCGGGUAUCUCGCUCUGCUCCCUUUGAGUCCUUUCCUAGGUGUCUGCCACCCACUGGCACCUGCUCACCCAUACCUGAGGAGGCACUCGGUCUUAAUUCCACCUUUGCCUUCGUGCUAUCAUCCUGGGCAUCCCCAGUUUGAACAAUACUUAAUACUUCAGGGAUCUAUAUACCUGGUUGCUUUAUGGUCCUUUUAAUGCAGACUCUAAGUACUUUUUUCUAACCACCAAAUUUUAAUUUUCACUUGAAUCUACUUGACAUGGCCAUGACCCUCUCUCUUGCACCAGGGAACCCCUGCUCAACCUCGAACCUGCGAAACUUCUCUGACCCAUUCAGCCAUUGUUGUUUACUUCUCCCACGUGUACGCCCACGCAGUCGCAUAGGCAGCUCUUAUAUAAUUGUCGACCACAUUUAUCUUCCCUUCUCCACCAAAUUCAGGAUUAUUUUCUUGUAUCCACGCACUCCCAGUUCCUGGCAUGUAGCAACCUUCAACAAAUUAAUGUGACUGAAUGUACUUACUGUCACCUCACUCAGUGGAAGAGCCAUUUCUCAGUCUCAACAGGUGUCCAAAAUCCCAUUCUUUCAAUUACUCUAUGUGUGUAUCUUCCCUACCCCGUUCCUCUCAGGUAACAUGUUUUAGCGAAAUAUCCUAAAUUCUCCCUGACUGAUUUCUACCUAGCACCCUUACUCUUUCCUUUACAGUCAAGCUCCCCAAAAGAGUAGUCUGUGAAUUCUGUCCAUUUGUUGAUUUCCUAUUCAUUGUUUACUCCGCAGCAAUCUAGCCCUCAGGCACACCACUCUGACUCAAAUCAUCAAUUAAAAAAUACCAAAUUGAAUGGACUCUUCCCAUUCCUUUUACCACUCAUUCUCUCUGUUGUACCUCUUUCACUCCUUUUAGAAACUUCUCUUCUUCCUAUCUCUCUGGCCAUUUCUCAGUCUUUUCAGGUUCUUUUAACUUUAUUAAUCAUUUAAGUGUUGCUAUUUUUCAGCCUCUGGUCCUUGCCUCUCUUAACUUUUCACAGUACACAAUCCUUGGGUGAGCUUAUUUUGGGUGGCUUCAAUUCACAUCUCCAUAGCUGAGCUCCACACUCCUGUAUUUACUCAAUCUCUGAUUAUUAUUCCUUGAACAUUCUACAGACAAACCUGGUAAACAUAUUCAAAGACUUCAAUCUUCUCUGCUCACUGGUGCCUUCUUCUUUAUACUGUAUCUUGGUGAGUGGCACCCUUGUCCACCUAGAUAGUGAUGUCACGGAGACAUGAAAAUUGUUCCCAAGCCUUCAUUUCCCCUAAUACACUGUCACCAUAUCCUUUUGUUCUAUAUCUCAGAUUUGCUUCCUCCUGUUAAGCCCCCAUUCCACUGCCUUCAUUAAGACCCUCAUCAUGUCUCUUGAGUUCAGCGGCCUUCUGUGGCCAUCCUGGCUGCAUUCUAACCCUCCUCCAAUCCAUUCAUCCUUCACAUCUCUGCCAGGUUCAUCUUCCCAAAGCAUGGCUUUCAUCCUUUCACUUACUUGAUCAAAAAAGUUGGAUAGCUCCCUAUUACAACAGAAUACAGCCCACUUGCCUUUCCAAACUUCUCUUACACGAGCUUUUUCCUGCAGCCAGACUUGAUACAUCUCUUCUGCCUUUUUGCCUGUGCUGGUGCCAUUUCUCACGUCUGUAGUGCUCAUCUUCUUCCUGCUCAGAUAUUCUGAAUCUUUCUCAACCUUUAAGGCCCACCUUAUAUUCUGCUUCUUCCACAAUGAUAAUAGCCAAAUACACCUUGCAGUUUACAAAAUGCAUCUGCCUGAGAGGUCAAUACUACCAGCCCCAUUUUAUGAAUAAAAAUGAGAGAACUGUGGCACUGAAGGUUGAGCAACUUGCCAGAGGCUACAGAGCUGCCAAGAGACAGAGCCUGGGCCUACCUAGUCUUUAGUCUUCUCUUUCCAGAUCUGCUUUUACCUCAGUGACCACUCCCUCUCUGACCUCACAGCAUUAUGGUCUUCAUCAGUUCUUCAGUCCUUGAUUACAUACUGCCUGUGACCAGCAGAAAGAGGGGCCUUGAGAGUGGGGGGGGUGAGGCCUAAGAAGAGAUCACCCCCUAUUUGAAUCAGAUCUGGCCAAUUAAGUGCACAAGAGACGAACUGAGCUAUCCUUGGGAACAUGGUCUAUGAAUGGAGGCACAUGGAACAUGACCCUGAGACUUGACCUCUGAGAGGCCUGCUUCUCUGUGACAUCUCUUCUGAAGUAGAGCAUGGCCUUGUGACAUCUCAGGCAUUUGGGCUCCCCAAGAAGGUCAGGGCCUCAGAAAAUAUCUGUGAAAUGAGCAGAAGGGAAAUGAUGCCAGGCAGCAACCUGGCGAGACAGGGAGUGGAGCUUGCUCGCUCUACACGCUGCUUCACACCUGAGGAUAUCACUGGAAGAGCCCUGGUCCCGGGCACGAGCAUGGGCACCAAUACGGGCAUGAAGUUUAUGUGGCUGCCGCUAGUUGACCGGAAACACAGGAGUGGUCAGAUGGAAGCCCUGGUACAGACCUGCUCGGUGUGCUGACAGGACCUGCACGAUGUGGGGGCCCGGUUCCUACCCUGCCAGCAUUUGCUCUGUAAAGGCUGCUUCCAGGGCUUGAUCCAGGAGCUGAGGCAGGUGACCAAGGUUCUUGGGACUGUCCCAGAUGAGCUCAUCUCCUGUCCUGGGUGUAAGCGAGUAUACCUUACCAGGGAUGUAACUGAACAUUUUUUCCUGCAGUGCGUUUCUACUGGGCAAUCCAAGAUGGCCAGGAACUGCUCCGAAUGCAAGGAGAAGAGGGCGGCGCACAUCCUGUGCACCUACUGCAACCGCUGGCUGUGCAGCUCGUGCACCGAGGAGCACCGGCACGGCCCUGCGCCCGGGGGCCCGCUCUUUCCCCGGGCCCACAAGGGACCACCAGGAGUGAGUGGCGGUUCUGGGGACUUCGCCUUGUACUGUCCUCUCCACACACAGGAAGUGCUCAAGCUAUUCUGUGAGACCUGCGAUGUGCUCACGUGCCAUAGCUGCCUCAUGGUGGAACACAAAGAACACAGAUGUAGACAUCUUGAAGAAGUUUUGCAAAACCAGAGGAUGCUUCUAGAAAGUGUGACUACACAGGUGGCUCAUAAGAAAUCCAGUCUACAGACAUCUGCAAAACAAAUUGAGGACAGGAUUUUUGAGGUGAAGCAUCAGCACAGAAAGGUGGAAAACCAGAUCAAAAUGGCCAAGAUGGUUCUGAUGAAUGAGCUGAACAAACAGGCCAAUGGGCUCAUAGAGGAGUUGGAGGGCAUUACUAAUGAGAGAAAGCGGAAGCUGGAACAGCAGUUACAGAACAUCAUGGUCCUCAACCGUCAGUUUGAGCAUGUGCAGAAUUUCAUCAACUGGGCUGUCUGCAGCAAAACCAGUGUCCCUUUCCUAUUCAGCAAAGAGCUGAUUGUGUUUCAGAUGCAACGAUUGCUAGAGACAAACUGUAACACAGAUCCGGGCUCCCCUUGGAGUAUCAGAUUCACCUGGGAGCCUAACUUCUGGACCAAGCAGCUGGCUUCCCUUGGCUGUAUAACUACUGAAGGUGGACAGCUGUCCCGGGCAGAUACUCCUGCUUAUGGAGGCUUGCAGGGACCGUCAUCCUUUUAUCAAAGCCACCCGUCCCCAGUGGCUCAGCAAGAGACUCUCAGCCACCCCUCACACAAGUUCCAGUCUCCAGCCCUGUGUUCCUCCUCUGUGUGCUGCUCCCACUGCUCCCCAGCCUCACCCUCCCUCAAAGGCCAGGUCCCCCCACCCAGCAUACACACAGCCCACAGCUUUAGGCAGCCCUCUGAGAUGGCCCCCCAACACCUGGGGUCUCUGCAGUGCUCUACCCUGCCGCCCAGGGAGAAGGAGCUGGCUUGCCAUCCUCAGCCCCCAAAGCUGAUGCAGCCCUGGCUGGAAACCCAGCCCCCUGUGGAGCAGGAGAACACAUCCCAGCGGCUGGCGCCACAGCUGACUUCCCAGCCGGUAUGCAUCGUGCCCCCGCAGGACGUUCAGCAAGGAGCCCAUGCCCAGCCUACCUUGCAGACCCCCUCUAUCCAAGUCCAGUUUGGCCACCACCAGAAGCUGAAGCUCAGCCACUUUCAGCAGCAGCCGCCUCAGCAGCUGCCCCCUCUGCCCCCUCCACCGCUUCCACCCCAGCAGCCGCCGCCUCCCAUACCUCCGUCCCAGCAUCUGGCCUCUAGUCAGCAUGGGAGCCCUCCUGGGCCUGCCUGUUCCCAGAAUGUGGAUAUAAUGCACCACAAAUUUGAGCUGGAAGAGAUGCAGAAGGACCUGGAGCUUCUCCUUCAGGCUCAACAGCCCAGCCUACAACUGAACCAGACCAAAUCUCCUCAGCAUCUUCAGCAAACCAUUGUGGGGCAGAUCAACUACAUUGUGAGGCAGCCAGCGCCUGUCCAGUCCCAGAGCCAAGAGGAUGCUGUGCAGGCUUCAGAUGAGCCUUCAGCGUCUGAAGGUCCAAAGCCGGCUCUCCCUCUUGACAAGAAUACUGCUGCUAACUUGCCCCAGGCGCCUGGGGAGGAAACCCCUCCCAGUGUCCCUCCACUGGACGGCACCAUCCAGCACUCCUCUCCAAAUGUGGUGAGAAAGCACUCCACUUCAGUGAGCAUCAUGGGCUUCUCCAACACAUUGGAGAUGGAGCUGUCAUCUACCAGGCUGGCAAGGACCCUAGAGCCACAGAUCCAGAGUGUGAGCAGCCUGACCGCUGCCCCUUCCCACAUGGUCCCAAGCCUGCUGAGCAGCACACCCGCAACUGUGUCCGGCCUGACGAGUGGUCAAAACCAGGCUAUGCCCAGCCUGACAGUCAGUCAUCUGCAGACUGUACCCAGCCUUGUACGCAGCACGCCCCAGUCUGUGCCUGGUCUGAUGAAUGAUUCCUCCCAGGCCAUCACAAGCCUAGCAAGUGAUCACUCACAGGCCAGGCCCAACCCAAUGUCUGGUGCCUCCCAGACUACGCCAAGUCUGGCAACUUGUCCUCUGCAGAGCAUGCCUCCAGCUUCUGACAUGCAACCGGAAACCGGGUCCAGCUGCAGUCCUGGCUCUGGCCAAACUGGAGGGAGCCUGUGCCCUGCAGAUGGGGCUGAGCCCUCCCUUGGGAAUGCCCUGUGUAAGAUGGAGAGUGAGGAUUCUACUUGCUUCACUGACUCUCUGGGACAAGACUCUACAACCCCGGGUCUGGAGGUUUCCAAGGAUUUGGCUAUGCCUUCAGAACUGGAGGAGCCAAUUAACCUCUCUGUGAAGAAACCUCCACUGGUCCCAGCAGUCAAUACAUCCAUGGCUCUACAGCAAUACCGGAACCCAAAAGAGCAUGAGAAUUUUGAACAAGGAGCUGUGGAGAUGGAUGCAAAAGAGAAUCAGAGUAUCAGGCCCUUCCACAGCGAGCCUAAGAUUCCCUACGUGCGGCUGGAGCGACUCAAGAUCUGUGCUGCCUCCUCGGGAGAGAUGCCGGUGUUCAAGUUGAAGCCCCAAAAGAAUGAGCAGGAUGGGAGCUUCCUGCUGAUCAUCGAGUGUGGCACUGAGUCCUCCAGCAUGUCCAUUAAGGUCAGCCAGAACAACAUGCCUGAUGCCAUCCAGGCCCCAAGUCUUGGGGGAAGAAAGGUCACUGUCACUUCUCUGGCUGGGCAGCAGGCACCAGAGGGGGAGGGUGUAUCUCCUGAGGAACAAAGACUCAUUCCUCGGAACCCUGGAGCCAAGAAGGGGCCCCCAGUACCCAUGGAGAACGAGGAUUUCUGCGCCGUGUGCCUCAACGGGGGGGAGUUGCUGUGCUGUGACCGCUGCCCCAAAGUGUUCCACCUCUCCUGCCACCUGCCAGCCUUGCUUGGCUUCCCGGGGGGAGACUGGGUGUGUACUUUGUGCCGCAGCCUGACCCAGCCAGAGAUGGAGUAUGACUGUGAGAAUGCCCGCUAUUACCCACCUGGAAUGCGGGCCACUCCUGGCCUGAGUGUCUAUGACCAAAAGAAGUGUGAAAAGCUGGUGCUGUCCUUGUGCUGCAAUAGCCUCAGCCUGCCCUUCCACGAGCCCGUUAGCCCGCUGGCCCGGCAUUACUACCAGAUUAUCAAGAGGCCCAUGGACCUGUCGAUCAUCCGGAGGAAGCUGCAAAAGAAGGACCCAGCUCACUAUACCACCCCAGAGGAGGUGGUAUCAGACGUCCGCCUCAUGUUCUGGAACUGUGCGAAGUUCAAUUAUCCUGACUCAGAAGUCGCAGAGGCCGGCCGCUGCCUGGAAGUGUUCUUUGAGGGCUGGUUGAAGGAGAUCUACCCGGAGAAACAGUUUGCCCAGCCAAGACAGGAGGACUCAGACUCCGAGGAGGUGUCUAGCGAGAGUGGGUAUUCCACUCCCCAGGGCUUCCCAUGGCCCCCCUAUGUGCAGGAGGGCAUCCAGCCCAAGAGGCGGCGGCGGCACAUGGAGAACGAAAAAGCAAAACGCAUGUCCUUCCGCCUGGCCAGCAGCGUCUCCCAGGUGUGAGAGCUGGCAGCAGAGCAAGCAGCCUGGCAGCUGCCACCCCGUCCUGUCGACCACUGUCCCCACCUUUCAGCUCAUUCUCUUCAGACCGUGGAUGUGAGACGAGUCUUGUCGAGCCAUGGACUGCUCUUCUUUGCCGUUUGCAUCUUACAGCAUUCAUUUGGGAGCCAUCGUGCAUCCACUACAGAGAAGAUUCCAGUAAUAAACAGCAAAGAGGGAGGUGUUCCCAAUUCCCAGACAAAUCAGAUGUGUAGGGUCCACUGGACAAGACCGCGUCGGUCAGGCUCGGGAGGACCUGACCUCCUUGGUGACCUCCCUCUGCUGAGGAAAGCAGACUUUUCUCACCUUUCAGUGUGCAGGGCUCUGGAGCAGUGUAUAUAUCUGAAGUCCUCCUGGGCCCUGAGGGGUAGGGGAGAGAAGGGAGAGAGGUUCUGACGUAUAGCAGGCCUGUGAUCGCUGGCCCAGCACAGCCAAAGACUGUCACUGUUUGCCUUUGCUUGGCCUGCUGGGACAGGAUGCUGCCCUGUGCAGGGUAAUGGAGGCUUCUAGAGGCCAGAGGUCUCAAUUGGUGCCUAUUUGGGUUCUAACGGUUUUCAGGGUAUUUGUUCCUCAUGCCCCCUCUCCCGAUGUUGACUUAGGUGGCCGCUGUGCUCUAGGUGGUAUGGCCUUCUUGAUGGGGCUGGGUAGCUGUGCAGGGACUGCUGAUGACUUCAGGCUCAGAUUUCACUGGCAGGCUUAAGGAGAUGUCAACUGCAGAGCCUGUCCUCUGUGUCACUGACUUUGGGUUCAUAGCUUUUCUUCGGUGUCAGAACCUGCUUUCCUGGGAGUGAUUGUCAGUGGCCAUCUCUUCAGUGUCUCCACUCAGGUCCGGACCCUGAGUUCUGCCUUGGAAACCUGAGAGGCAGGGGCUGGCCAAGGAGGCGGCCACCAGAACAGCUCACCCUGCUGGGCUUCUCCUCCUUCUUAGACAUCCUAGCCCUCAGCUUCUCCACUUUCACAGAGCCAAAGAUCAGGAGCGAGUGCUCUGACUCGCCUGCCCCUGGGCUCCCCACAGCCCAGAAAAAGCCAAGACACUAGUGGCCACCCUUUUCUGAUGGAGGCUGGAGAAGGCCAGAGGGUGAGCCAGGAGCCCGAUCUAACUGCUCCUGGGGGAAUGUUGUGUCUAGGAUGGAGAAGGGAAAAACUUGAGAGGUGAGGAGCCAGAGUCCUUCAGUGACCUUGAAGCAACUUCAGGAUGUCACUUCUCCAAGAAUGCAGAGGGAAGUGUUCUGGAAGCCGCAGGCACAGGAAUUCCAGACUGCAUCUCAGGCGGAGAGGGAUCUUCAUGGCCUGUGACGGGUGUUUGGCAGGAGGAGGCAUAGGCAGCUGCGGCGAAUCAGGCUAUUUCCCCAGCGAGGACUUGGUGGAGAAGGAAGCUACUGCUGAUGAUGCUGGGGGAGAUGAGAGCGGACGCGCCCAUGGCCUGGCCUGCAGACGCAGCUGUCUCUGGUCUGGUCACGGUGUGACUAAUUUCAAGGGAGUCUUAGGUCAUGGCUUUAUUUUUGCUAAGAGAUGAAGUUCUUGUGUGUAGGGCCUUUGUCAAUGGGAACAUUCUGCUCAGAGAAAACAUUUCUUCUCUCCUUGUCAGUUGGUGUUACUGCUCAUUUCCUUCACCCCGCAGGCUGAGAGGCCAUCUUGGCUUCAGAAACAAUCGCGCCCUUGGCCUGCCAUUCUUUCACCAGCCCUUGCCAGGCUCUCCUCCACAAUUGGGCUUCCAUAGUCCUGUUUCCUAGUCGGGAGUAACUAAGUCUUUAAUGCUCCAGUAGCCAGGCAAUCUUUAGGUCUAGCCCUCUGCUCUUUGGGGCACACAUGACUCUGGCUUGGGUUUUAGCCACUUGCCUUUCAAUAUUUGAAUCUUUUUUUCCCUGUUGAGUUGACUUGGCAAGGUUCCCUCUGUAAUUACCUCACUAAUUCAUGCUCUUGGUCAUCUUUCCUUUGUUGUGGCCCCCACCCCCACCUUCCCUGAGUGAGCAUUGUGGUGUUGUGUGUCAGACAGUCAGGUAAGGCCUGCGACAGGCUCAAAAUCUGAUUGGGAUCCUUCUACAGGACCAACUGGAGGCCACAAAUAAGAAGAAAUGCCUGGCUAACUGCUUGGCUUCCCUCCUAUGACAUAUAGUGUGCUGGGCCAGAGAUCUUAGUAAUGUAGUAGAGAGUCACAUAUUCCUUUCCCAUCGCAGAGACCCUGCCUGCUGAGAGGCCCACUUCAGCACCUGAGCAGACAGAGAGUGUCCUUCCCUGCAAGGGUGCGAGGCCCUGCCCCACCACACCACCCCUGCACUGGUUACCCCACCACACCCCUGCCUCUCCCCAGGCUUUUCCUGUGGACUUAGCACCAAUGUUUUAUGCCAUGGUUUGGUUUUAUUUUUGCAUGCAGAAAACAGAACAUGGGUUUUUAGAAAUUAAAAGAAAAAGCUGCUAGCCGAGUGACUGACUUCGGUGGCUCUUAACUAACGUCUGAGCUGAUCCUACUUUUUUUUUUUUUUUUUUUUUUUUUUGAGCUGAUCCUACUUUUGACUUACUCCCAUAAUGGCCCCCUUUGAAGUCAGUCAGAUCCUUUGGCCCUUGACUAAGUCAUGAAAUGGCAGUGAGUUCUGGGUCCUCCCAUUAUAGAAUGCAAGUCUGAGAAGAGAAAUGGGGCUCCUUGGAUAUACUGAGAAAUAGGGCAGAGUGGCUUCAGUGGAUGCAAAGGGGAUUUUAGUGCAAAAAUUGUUGCAGGAUGAA